Molecule: messenger RNA, 810 nt
Organism: Stegodyphus dumicola
Lineage: Eukaryota; Metazoa; Arthropoda; Arachnida; Araneae; Eresidae
Product: ATP-dependent DNA helicase PIF1-like
Source: RefSeq, a predicted model, not a curated record
AUGCGAGUUCAUCUCAACGGUGAUCCCUCUGCCCAGCAGUUUGCAGAUAAUCUACUGAAACUAGGAAAUGGAGCCCUUACUUCAGAAAAUGAAGAUGGAUAUGUAGCGAUGCAAGGCAUUGGAAGGAUUGUGACUACUGAAGAAGAACUGAAAGAGGCUGUGUUUCCGAAUGUGAUUCACCACUUCACUGAUCACGCAUGGCUGUGCGAAAGAGCAAUUCUUGCCCCAACAAACGAAGCCGUCAGUGUUAUCAACAAGGAACUUUUACAGAACUUACCCGGAACUCUUCAUAUUUACAAAUCUAUAGACACGACAUGCAAAAUUGACGAGGCUGUCAACUAUACGACAGAGUUUCUCAACAAAUUAGAGCCACCUGGAGUACCCUCCCACAUAUUGGACUUGAAGGUUGGAGCACCGAUAAUUCUCCUCAGGAAUCUGGAUCCGCCUGCACUUUGCAAUGGAACAAGACUUUCUAUCAAGAAACUGAUGCCAAAUAUUAUAGAAGCCACCAUCAUGACCGGACAUGCUGCAGGCGAAGAUGUGUUUUAUUUCAAGAAUUCCUAUAAUCCCUUCCGAUCUCCAGUUUUCAGUUUAAAGCGUCUAAAAUUCCCUGUUCGUUUGAGUUUCGCGAUGAGCAUUAAUAAGGCACAAGGACAAUCUCUCAAAGUUGUAGGGCUCGACCUCCGUAAGCCGUGUUUCUCCCAUGGUCAACUGUACGUGGGUUGUUCAAGAGUUGGUAAUGCCGAUAAUCUACACAUCUUAGCUCCGAAUGGAAGAACAUUAAAUAUAGUUUAUCCCGAGGCUCUCUAA